UUCACGGGCGCGACGGCGCGGGUGGACUGCGGGAGCGGCUCUCCGCUAUGCCGGUCACCGGGAAGACUUUUCGCCGGCGCCGGGCAGACUCAGAAUCAGAGGAGGAUGAGCAAGAUUCAGAGGAGGUUCGAUUAAAACUGGAAGAGACCCGAGAGGUGCAGAACUUACGGAAGAGACCCAAUGGGGUGAGCGCCGUGGCCCUGCUGGUGGGAGAGAAGGUCCAGGAGGAGACCACGCUAGUGGAUGACCCCUUCCAGAUGAAGACCGGCGGGAUGGUGGACAUGAAGAAACUGAAGGAAAGGGGCAAAGAUAAGAUCAGCGAGGAAGAGGACCUCCACCUGGGGACUUCCUUUUCCGCAGAGACGAACCGAAGGGAUGAGGAUGCCGACAUGAUGAAGUACAUUGAGACAGAGCUGAAGAAGAGGAAGGGGAUCGUGGACCAUGAGGAGCAGAAAGUCAAGCCCAAGAACGCCGAGGACUGCCUUUACGAACUUCCGGAAAACAUCCGCGUCUCCUCGGCCAAGAAGACGGAGGAGAUGCUCUCCAACCAGAUGCUGAGCGGCAUCCCCGAGGUGGACCUGGGCAUCGACGCGAAAAUAAAAAAUAUCAUCUCCACGGAGGACGCCAAGGCCCGCCUGCUGGCCGAGCAGCAGAAUAAGAAGAAAGACAGCGAGACGUCCUUUGUGCCCACCAACAUGGCGGUGAAUUACGUGCAGCACAACCGAUUUUAUCACGAGGAGCUCAAUGCCCCCAUCCGGAGAAACAAAGAAGAGCCCAAAGCCCGGCCCUUGAGAGUGGGAGACACGGAGAGGCCGGAGCCUGAGCGGUCCCCGCCUAACCGCAAGCGUCCUGCUAACGAGAAGGCCACUGAUGACUACCACUAUGAGAAGUUCAAGAAGAUGAACAGGCGGUACUGAGAGGGGCUGGCGGGAGGGAGGGCCAAGGGGACCAGUGCCAGAGGGAUGUGAAGAGCGCCCCCCCACGCGCCAUGAGGCUUCCUGGACUGAAGCCAGCUCGCUCGCUAGCAGAGGUUGCCACAGCCAGACUAGUCCUGCCGCUUACCCGCUGGAUUCUUUCAGGCACUGAAUUGUAACCUGCUGAAACAAAGCAGUGUGUCGUUGUCCUAUUCGGAGGUAAAGUCUGUUCUUGUGAGCCUUAUUAAACCUUGUCUGUAAGUACGCUGCCUCUCAAUAUCUGCUCCGGGUCAGGAGGAAACAGCCGUGUCCGGGGUGAGAGAGGCCCUCAGAGUGCGCCCUGUGAGUACACACGCAGCCGUGCGCUCGACCCUGCAGAGCCCGCCGUGGCGUCCGGGACGCGACCUUCGCUGUGUGCGGCGGGGCCGCCGGAGGCGGGAGCGUCCAGGCUGGGAGCAGGGACACGAGUGUCUCCUGCCUCUCGCAGAGCUACCCGUUUCUUUUCAUCAAGGAAGAAAAGCAACUUCACUUAAUUAAACACGAAAUG
This is a messenger RNA of Condylura cristata (star-nosed mole), 1461 nucleotides long. RefSeq names its product chromosome unknown open reading frame, human C9orf78 (gene CUNH9orf78). The transcript is spliced from 9 exons. NCBI's taxonomy places the organism in Eukaryota, Metazoa, Chordata, Mammalia, Eulipotyphla, Talpidae. The record is from RefSeq and is a predicted model, not a curated record. Bases 48 to 917 code for a protein of 289 amino acids. Gene Ontology annotation, cellular component: spliceosomal complex. Gene Ontology annotation, biological process: mRNA splicing, via spliceosome.